Messenger RNA from Volvox carteri f. nagariensis, 396 nucleotides. RefSeq names its product histone H2A (gene hstH2A-2). Gene Ontology annotation, cellular component: nucleosome. The record is from RefSeq and is a predicted model, not a curated record. Gene Ontology annotation, molecular function: structural constituent of chromatin; DNA binding; protein heterodimerization activity. The transcript has a single exon. Bases 1 to 396 code for a protein of 131 amino acids. Lineage: Eukaryota; Viridiplantae; Chlorophyta; Chlorophyceae; Chlamydomonadales; Volvocaceae.
AUGGCCGGCCGUGGCAAGGGUAAGACUGCAGGAAAGAAAGCUGUCAGCCGCAGCGCCAAGGCAGGGCUACAGUUUCCUGUGGGCCGUAUUGCCCGUUACUUGAAGAAGGGCAAGUACGCUGAGCGCAUCGGUGCUGGCGCUCCUGUCUACUUGGCUGCUGUGCUGGAGUACCUGACUGCCGAGGUGCUGGAGCUGGCAGGCAACGCAGCUCGUGACAACAAGAAGAAUCGCAUUGUUCCGCGCCAUAUCCAGCUUGCCAUCCGCAAUGAUGAGGAGCUGGGCAAGCUCCUGGGCGAUGUGACCAUUGCGUCCGGUGGUGUGCUGCCUAACAUCCACGCUGUGCUGCUGCCCAAGAAGUCCAAGGGCAAGGCCGAGGAUGGCUCGGCUGCUGUUUAA